AUGGAGGCGCAGGAGGAGCUGCAGCUCCGCGCGGCCGAGCACGCCGCGCUCACGGCCCGCAUCGCGGCGAUCCGCCAACGCCAGGCCGAGUUGGAGAACGAAAAAAAAGCCUUCGUGAAGGAGAUCCGCCGGAUCCACGACGAGGACGCCUCGGAGUACGUCAGCCGGGCAGCCCUCGGGGAAGGGGAGCGGUACAUCCUGAUGUACCUCCUCGGCAAAGGCGGGUUUUCCGAGGUCUGGCGGGCCUUCGACAUGGCGGAAGGGCGCUACGUCGCGUGUAAGAUCCACCACAUCAACCGCGAUUGGCCCUUGGCGACGCGGCAAAACUACCGCCGUCGGGCGGAGCGCGAGCUGGAGAUCAUGCGGGUGCUGCAACACCCCCACCUCACCCGCCUCCAUGACGUCUUCCCGUUGAGUGAAACCGCCUUCGUUUCCGUGAUGGAGUACAGCGCGGGGGUGGAUUUGGAUACGUAUUUAAAACGCUACCAGCAACUCCGCGAGGCCGAUGCGCGGUUGAUCCUCCUGCAGGUCGUCGCCGCGCUGCGGUACCUCGCCGGCUUGCCGAGCCCGGUGAUCCAUUACGACUUGAAACCCGCGAAUAUCCUCCUCCACUCCGGCGACCCGGGCGUCUUGGAGGUCAAAUUGACGGAUUUCGGCCUCUCCAAACUCAUCGGGGAGGCCCGCGAGGGGCCGAGCGAUAAUCCGACGAUCGAACUCACCUCGCAAGGCGCAGGGACGUAUUGGUAUCUCCCGCCCGAGUGCUUCGACACCGCCGCGACGCCGCGGAUUAGCAACAAGGUCGACGUCUGGUCGGUGGGGGUGAUUUUUUAUCAAAUGCUCUUCGGCCGCCGCCCGUUCGCGGAAGGGGAGUCGCAGCGGAAGAUCUGGCAGGAGCGGUUGAUCAUCGAGUCCGCCCGAACCUUGCGGUUCCCGGAGACGCCCAAAGUCAGCGAUGAGGCGCGCGAGUUGAUUUCGAAUUGCCUCGCCUUCGACGUCGCCGCGCGGUACGACGUCUUUCAGCUCAGCCAACAUCCGUAUCUCUUCCGAACAGGCCGGCGGAGCGCGCGCGGGCGGAGUUCCCUCGCCGGCGCGGCCACCUCCUCCGGCGCCACCCCUCCACAACCGGCGACGAAUCGCGAGCGGAUGGAAACCCCAUAG
This is a messenger RNA of Phytomonas sp. EM1, 1158 nucleotides long. The record is from the annotation of a GenBank genome assembly. Lineage: Eukaryota; Euglenozoa; Kinetoplastea; Trypanosomatida; Trypanosomatidae.